Molecule: messenger RNA, 717 nt
Organism: Syngnathoides biaculeatus (alligator pipefish)
Lineage: Eukaryota; Metazoa; Chordata; Actinopteri; Syngnathiformes; Syngnathidae
Gene: tmem182a
Product: transmembrane protein 182a
Exons: 5
Coding region: 1-717 (238 amino acids)
Cellular component (GO): membrane
Source: RefSeq, a predicted model, not a curated record
AUGAAGCUCAGCGUGGCCUUGUUCUUCGCCGGACUCUUCGGGGCCCUGGCGGUGGUCUUCACCCUGCUGUCGUUCGGGACCGAUUACUGGCUGCUGGCCUCGGAGAGCUGCCCUCCAACUUCGGAUAACGAGCGCGGCGCUGCGGAGGGGAACGUUACCACCGGGUUCGCUUUGUACCAUGAGGGCUUCUUCUGGAGGUGUUCGUUUGCAGGCGACGCGCAAGAAGAAGACCUGCUGUGGAAGCUUUGGUUCACAAAUCAGGCUCACUCCAAAGUCUGCACGCACGCUUACCUCUUCCCAUUCCCGGUGUCCCACCACACCCACAACGCCACGGCCUACGAAUCCGCCAUAAUCUACAGAGGCUUCUGGAGCGUCUUCAUGCUCAUCGGCGUGGCCGCCGCGGUGCUCGCCGGCUUUUUCAUCAUCUGCGCGGCUCCCUUCGCUAGCCACUGCCUGUACAAAACGGGAGGUGGCUUCUUCCUGGCAUCGGGUCUGUUCCUGCUGUGUGUGGUGGUGAUGUACGUACUUUGGAUCGAGGUGUUGGACGUGGUGGACGUCUACGUGAAUCACCAGCGUUCCAACGUGUGUCCGGACUUCCAAUUGAACCUCCACUACGGCCUCUCGUUCAUCUUCGCUCCCGUCGGCGUUUUCUUCUCUCUGCUGGCCGGCCUCCUCUUCUUCCUGAUUGGCCGAACCAUCAAGAUCCACUAUCACUAA